Messenger RNA from Asterias rubens (European starfish), 1736 nucleotides. RefSeq lists its product as uncharacterized. NCBI's taxonomy places the organism in Eukaryota, Metazoa, Echinodermata, Asteroidea, Forcipulatida, Asteriidae. The record is from RefSeq and is a predicted model, not a curated record. The coding region runs from base 190 to 978 and encodes 262 amino acids. The transcript is spliced from 3 exons.
UCGGCUUGGACUUCUACUUGUUUAGCUUAUAAUAGGAUCAUUACUAACUGCACUACCGCGGAGUCUUCUUAAUAAAGUCUCAACGUUUCGACUAGCUUGCUCUCUGGUCAUCAUCAGGAGACUCUGCCUGUUACUUCUAACCUACUUUCUUGCUACAACAAAAACUGAAGAUCUUUCACAGUUUACAUAAUGUUAGUUCUACGUGUUGCGGUUCUGCUUGCUAGCAUCUUGAGCUUGAGGGGGGAAAUGUGCUCGACGAUGGUCACUGUUGCUCCCGGGGAGGAAGGGAAGCCACUGACGGCUAAGGCAUUCGCUGAGUUUACCGCUAAGUGCCGAAAGGACAGAAACAAAGUGACGUUGAAGCCGGUGACUACAAAACAGCCAUCGGUCACCACUACAAUUUCGUCAUUAACAACUUCGGUGCCACCUUUGACCACCGAAAUUCCGUCAACGACAGCAGAACCACCGUCAACAGCAACUUUGAUGCAACCACCGACCACCAAUUUUCGACAAACGACACGAACGACAAAAGUCUCAACCACACCCUUGGCAACACCAUGCUUCUUGAUACAGACAAACUCCGAUGACGUAAAACGAAUCCCCGAAGGUCGAUACUUCACAUCAUAUCCCGUGGUUCUGCUUUUUACUCUCCAGAACUCUGCCAGCAGAUUGAUUGAGCUACGUUUUAUGGAUGGUGGAAAUGAAAUAUACACUAUGCAGGUGAGAAGAGGUCCCAAUGAUUCAACUAUCGGAUCUGCAACUGCAGUAUUUAAUACCGAAUUCGACGCGUCGAUUAUGUUUCGGAUGUCUUACGGCGAUGGUUUGAUAAGCCUGGAAGCUCUCGACGAAAGUGGAACUAGUAUGACGCACACCUACUCGCCCUCUCUCGAUAACGACGUGAAGUAUAUUGAAUUGUACUCCAAAUCCCAAACGUUGACCGAUUGGACCUUUUAUAAAACGUGCGCCACGUUUGAAUAGACUGAAAAUCGGGAAAUUUUUCCGUAUCCUGCCACUCCGUUUCUUUCUUUUUUUUUUUACCAAAAAAAGGAAUAUCUCAUUAUUCUGAAUAAAUUGCAUACUACUUUAAUUCAUGAAAACAUUUCUUUGCUAAACAAGAAAUAAGUGGGGUACCACGUCGCAGCAACGGUAACCGUGUGGUAUUCUGGCUUAAAUUUUCUGAACCUGGGCUCGAGGUCGUUUUCAUAACUCAUUAUAUUAUGCAUCUAUCUAGGAUAGAUCCAAGGCACAGUGUACUUGAUGUUGGAAUCGAUUGAGGACGAGGGGGGACACCGCCAAUCGAGAUAAAAAUAGAACAGACUGAGGAUGAGGAAGUCAAUUAAAAUAUAAUUUUGUCAAGAUAUUAUAAUUUUCAUCGGACACUGAAGCGUGUUGUAAUUGCAGUCAUCUCUCCGCCAGAUUUCUGUGGCCUAUUUUUUAAUACCAUCCUACCUUUGAUCUUGUUAUUCUUUAAUUGACCAUUGUCAAUCCGCCAGGUUACACAACAUAACAUAACUAUUAAAAUUUAUAAGGCGCAACUCCAUCAAGAUCAUAGCACACUAGAACGAAAUUAACUUGGAAAAAGGCGAGUCUUAAGGACUUUACACGAAAAGCAGAAAGGCACUGCACACGUUUGGUAAUUGUCAACUACAGCACCUUCUCACUCGCUGUAUCCCAAUUCCCAACAUAAUAAUAUGCACAACAACAAAAACUGUAAAAAAAUUGACUCUAUGGGAGAC